Trichoderma virens Gv29-8 is the source of this 807-nucleotide messenger RNA. RefSeq lists its product as uncharacterized. The transcript is spliced from 2 exons. Lineage: Eukaryota; Fungi; Ascomycota; Sordariomycetes; Hypocreales; Hypocreaceae. The record is from RefSeq and is a predicted model, not a curated record. Gene Ontology annotation, cellular component: extracellular region. Bases 1 to 807 code for a protein of 268 amino acids. Gene Ontology annotation, biological process: defense response.
AUGGACUGUGAAUUCAGCGGAGCUACUCCUGCAACACUGGCAGAGUUUAACCUGGCCGGUGGAGUUGACAAUUUGCAAACGUUUUACGACAUUUCUCUCGUCGAUGGCUACAACAUACCCAUGGGAAUAAAUUAUAUCCCUGCCAAGAACACCACCUUUAUUCCACCGAACCUCACAAACUGCGCUUGCAUUGCUACCACGGGCUGGGUGUACUCGCCCACAGGUAACGGCACCUUUUACUCCAACGUCACCUAUCCGAUCCCCUUGGAGUCGGAGGAGACAAAUGAGAGCGUCAGUGCAUGGUGUCCGUGGCUGAAUCUUGCCUUUCCUCCCACCCAUCCUGGAAAUGGCAUAUACCCCUAUCCUGACGACAACGUUCAACGGCCUGCCUUUGCUCCAUGCAACAGCGCCUGCGCGGCCACCGGAACAGACAAGGACUGCUGUAUCGGCAAGUAUCACGACCCCAACAUCUGCAAGCCAUCGCAGUAUAGCAAGUCAGUCAAGGCCGUAUGCCCGGACGCCUAUAGCUUCGCCUUUGAUGAUCAGCAGUCAACCUUUAUCAUUCCCAAGGGUGGCGGCUGGGAAGUCGUCAUGUGUCCUGAAGGCCGGUCGACUGAUAUUCUCCGCAAGCUGGGUUCGGAAAUGUUUGAGUUGGCAAGUGGUGGUAAAUUGUCGUCACACUCUCUCAAAAGGCUCCGAAAUGCAACCUAUAUCAUGGAAGAGCGUGGGUCUGCAGGCGUUGUGAGACCAUGGACAGUCAUGGUAAUGGUCUGUGUCGUUGUUGCUUGCACCUGGGCAACUUUCUAA